Molecule: messenger RNA, 2142 nt
Organism: Malus domestica (apple)
Lineage: Eukaryota; Viridiplantae; Streptophyta; Magnoliopsida; Rosales; Rosaceae
Product: ubiquitin-like modifier-activating enzyme atg7
Biological process (GO): autophagosome assembly; C-terminal protein lipidation; autophagy of mitochondrion
Cellular component (GO): phagophore assembly site; cytoplasm
Molecular function (GO): Atg12 activating enzyme activity; Atg8 activating enzyme activity
Source: RefSeq, marked provisional
AUGGAGCGAGGCAGCGGGAAAUCCAUACUCCAAUUCGCACCGUUUCAGAGCUCCGUCGACGAGGGUUUCUGGCACAGACUCUCUUCCUUGAAGCUCAACAAGUUCGGCAUCGACGACUCGCCUGUUCCCAUCACCGGUUUCUACGCACCGUGCUCGCAUUCUCAAGUGUCAAAUCAUUUAACUCUUUUAGCUGAGUCUUUGCCUUCGGAUUCGAGUGAGGAAUCAUCGGUAACAGGAGUAAGUCGGGGAAAUAGGAACAGAUGCUCCGUUCCGGGAAUCAUUUACAACACUAAUACGGUAGAAGGCUUUCAUGCGCUUGAUAAACAAGGCUUGCUUAAGGCAGAAGCACAAAAGAUUUGGAAGGACAUCCAGAGUGGAAGAGCAUUGGAGGAUAGUUCAGUACUUUUGAGGUUCCUCGUCAUCUCUUUUGCCGACCUGAAAAAAUGGAGCUUUAAUUACUGGUUUGCUUUCCCCGCUUUGGUGCUUGAUCCUCCAGCAACUUUGGUAAAUUUGAGGCCAGCUUCACAGUGUUUUAGCUCGGAGGAGGCAGAAUCUGUUUCAGCAGCAUUUAACGAGUGGCGUAACUCAAGCCUAACAGCAGACGUGCCAUUCUUCUUGGUUCAUCUUGAUUCAAAUUCACACGCUACUAUUAAGCAUCUAAAGGAUUGGGAAACCUCCCAAAGUGCUGAUGAUGGUCACAAGUUACUCUUUGGUUUUUACGAUCCAUGCCAUCUCCCAAACCAUCCCGGUUGGCCUCUUCGCAACCUCCUUGCUCUUAUUUGCUCAAGAUGGGAUCUAAAGUCUGUUCACUUUUUAUGCUAUAGAGAGAGUCGGGGUUUCGCAGAUCUGGGACUGUCCCUUGUUGGUGAAGCUCUGAUUACAGUUCCGCCAGGAUGGAGAGAUCAUGGUCAUGUACCAAAUGCAGUCGGGUGGGAACUUAACAAAGGGAGAAAAGUACCCAGGAUUAUUAGCCUUGCUAAAUCUAUGGAUCCAACUAGGUUGGCCAUAUCUGCUGCAGAUUUGAAUUUGAAACUAAUGAGAUGGCGUGCUUUGCCUUCUUUGAACUUAAAUAGCUUGUCUUCUCUCAAGUGUCUCCUCCUUGGAGCUGGUACACUUGGAUGCCAGGUUGCUCGGACGCUUAUGGCUUGGGGUGUCCGGACCAUUACGUUGGUUGACAAUGGCAGGGUGGCUAUGUCUAAUCCGCUGAGGCAAUCACUGUAUACAUUAGAUGACUGCCUAAAUGGCGGUGAAUUUAAAGUGACAGCUGCAGUUAAUAGUCUCAAGAAAAUAUUUCCAGCUGUGGAAGCAGAGGGUGUCAUCAUGGCUAUACCUAUGCCUGGACAUCCUGUUCCGAGUCAAGAAGAGCAGAGCGUGCUCGAUGAUUGUGGACGACUACAUGAUUUAAUUGAUUGUCAUGAUGUAGUUUUCCUGCUGACUGAUACAAGAGAAAGUCGGUGGCUACCAUCUCUCCUUUGUGCAAAUACUAACAAGAUUACUAUAACUGCGGCUUUAGGGUUUGAUAGCUUCUUGGUUAUGCGCCAUGGAGCAGGUCCUUGUAGCUCUAGCCAUGACUCAAAAACUGAAGCUGAAAAUGCUUUAUCUGCUUAUAUGGGCAAUCUUGGCCUUACUGAUAGAGACGGGGGGAAGAGAUUGGGCUGUUACUUCUGCAAUGAUGUCGUUGCGCCUAUUGAUUCAACUUCAAACCGCACAUUGGACCAGCAAUGCACUGUUACACGCCCAGGCCUUGCUCCUAUUGCCUCAGCUCUUGCGGUUGAGCUCUUAGUGGGGAUCCUGCAUCACCCUCAUGGGAUAUUUGCGGAAGGGGAGGUGGUAAACUGCAGUAAUAGCAGAAGCAGUGAGCAGCCUCUUGGUAUUUUACCCCAUCAGAUUCGCGGUUCCCUAGCACAGUUUUCGCAGAUGACACUUGUGGGCCACUCCUCAGACAGUUGCACGGCUUGUUGCAGCACUGUGGUGUCCGAAUAUCGGAAAAGGGGAAUGGAAUUUAUUUUGCAAGCAAUCAACCAUCCUACAUAUCUGGAGGACCUAACUGGACUGACAGAGUUGAUGAAAUCAGCUAGUAAAUUCGAGUUGGACUGGGACGACGGGACAGAUGAAGACGAUGAUGAUUUGGUUGAGGUUUGA